AGAAAGAGAGAGAGAAAGACAGACAGACAAGACAGACAGACACAGAGGGAGAGAGGAGGACGCUUCUUUUCCGGCACGUACUUCCGGCAGGAGCGACGGGGGAACCUGCUCGGGAGUCCUAGAGGCUUCGCGGGUCAGGUGAAAGCGAGAAGUGAGGGAAGCAGAGAAGAUUGAAAGAAGGUGAUACUAUUAGAUGAAUUGGAAUGUGAAGUACAGAGCUACAUAUUUUAAAUAUUAUAAACAUCUAGCUACAAUAAGGAGAAAAAAUAUAGCUGUAAUUGAAUGAGGAAUCUGUUGCUUCAGUAGCCUUUUUCUUCAAGAGUGGGUCUUUGAAUGAGGAUGACAAUGGAAGAGAUGAGGAAUGAAGCAGAGACCACUUCUAUGGUUUCCAUGCCUCUUUAUGCAGUUAUGUAUCCUGUCUUUAAUGAGCUAGAACGAGUAAAUCUGUCAGCAGCUCAAACAUUGAGAGCAGCUUUUAUUAAGGCAGAAAGGGAAAACCCAGGUCUCACACAAGAUAUUAUCAUAAAAAUUUUGGAGAAGAAAAGCAUUGAAGUUAAUUUUACUGAAUCUCUUUUGCGCAUGGCAGCGGAUGAUGUAGAAGAGUACAUGAUUGAAAGACCAGAGCCCGAAUUCCAAGACCUCAAUGAAAAGGCACGAGCACUUAAACAGAUUCUCAGCAAGAUUCCAGAUGAGAUCAAUGACAGAGUGAGGUUUCUUCAGACAAUCAAGGACAUUGCCAGUGCAAUAAAGGAACUUCUCGAUACAGUAAAUAAUGUCUUCAAGAAAUACCAAUAUCAGAACCGGAGGGCACUUGAACACCAAAAAAAAGAAUUUGUAAAAUACUCCAAAAGUUUCAGUGACACUUUGAAAACUUAUUUUAAAGAUGGAAAGGCAAUAAAUGUGUUCAUAAGUGCCAACCGACUAAUUCAUCAAACUAACUUGAUACUCCAGACCUUCAAAACUGUGGCCUGAAAAAAAAACCUGUAUAGGUUGAGAGCUGUAGUUUUCAAUGACUGAUAGGAUACCUUUAUAUGUAAACUUUAAAGUUUUGACUGUGUAAAUUAUCAAUCCCACUUGAAGGGACUUAAUGCAGGAUUUGAAUGGGAUUUAUUGCCAUCUUACACCAUAUUUUUGUAAAAACAUAGCUUAAUCAUAAUCACACAAUGAAGAUUUUGCAUCACUUUUUUGCUAUUAUUCUUUUCAGAAUUAUAAGCCAAAAGAAUUUACGCCUUAAUGUGUCAUUAUGUAACAUUCCUUAUAAGAACUGUAAAUAUUUGGUGUUCUGUUUCUGACAUUUUAACUUGAAAGCGAAAAACUGCAACAGAAUUAUGUAUUUAACAAUAUUGGUGGCAAAUAUUCAAUAAAUAGUUUACAUCUGUUUAUCUCUAA
Messenger RNA from Pseudonaja textilis, 1389 nucleotides. It is a transcript of the gene PDCD10, whose product is annotated as programmed cell death 10. Gene Ontology annotation, biological process: regulation of Golgi organization; positive regulation of MAP kinase activity. NCBI's taxonomy places the organism in Eukaryota, Metazoa, Chordata, Lepidosauria, Squamata, Elapidae. The record is from RefSeq and is a predicted model, not a curated record. Gene Ontology annotation, molecular function: protein kinase binding. Gene Ontology annotation, cellular component: FAR/SIP/STRIPAK complex.